AUGUUGGAGACUAAUGAAAGCUUAGCGUUCAAUGCUAAUAGAUCUGUCUUAUCUUUAACUUCUCCUGCAAAAUUAAAUGUCAUCGCUACUUCAAAAUCUAAUAAUAGUGGAAAAAUCACUAAAAAUUCAUUAAGAAGAACAACUUCUUUGAAUAUUAAAAGUUCAAAUUCUAUCGGUGAUUUAUCAUUUAACAGGCCAAAAUUAAACUUACCUGCUCCACCGUUGAUUAAAAGAAACUCAUCCUUUUUCAAAGAAGAUUCUUUGUCUGCAAAUAAUAAUUUGACUAUGUCCAAUAGUAAUCAGUUUAGCUCUUCUUUACAGUCUUUCUCAAACAAUAAUUUAAAUUCAAUUACAAGUACAUUGCCUACAAAUUCACAGGAUAUAGAUGAUCAACAUGUUUUCCAAACUGAUAGGUUUAUUCCUUUAUUAAGUGGCAACUCACAAAAUAAAAUGGACCCAAUUUCAAUAAGAGAAGAAUUACCACCACCAAAUGCCUCCCCUUCUGCUCAUUUAAAGGCUCAAACUAAAAUCGUAUUCAAACAAACUGUAGCGGAAGCUUGUGGUUUAGACGUAAACCAAAGAAUUUUACAAUAUAUGCCACAACCACCUGUAUCAUCUUUUAUGAGAAAAUCUUUCAGCAUGCAUAAAAGAACAAGUUAUAAUUAUCAACCUAAAAAUUCAAACAACAACCCUGAAUUGAUAAAAUUGAGAAAAAUAAAUGGGAAUCCUGAGAGAAUAUUAGAUGCCCCAGGAUUCUUAGAUGAUUUCUAUUUGAAUUUAUUAAGUUGGUCUUCCAAAAAUAUCUUAGCUAUUGCUCUAAAUAAUGCUUUAUAUUUAUGGAAUGGUGCUUCAGGCGAAGUUUCUAUGCUGGCGGAAUACGAAUCCACCACGAUCUCAAGUGUCACUUGGUCUGACGAUGAUUGCCAUAUUUCAGUGGGUAGAGAUGACGGUAAUACUGAGAUUUGGGACGUAGAGACUAUGUCACUAAUAAGAACUAUGAGAUCUAACUUGGGGGUACGAAUCGGUUCCUUAUCCUGGCUUGAUACAUUGAUUGCAACAGGCUCUCGUAGUGGUGAAAUCCAAAUAAAUGACGUGAGAAUAAAAAACCAUGUAGUGGCUACCUGGGAGGAACAUUCAGGUGAAGUAUGUGGUCUGGCAUAUAAAAAUGAUGGUUUACAAUUAGCAUCUGGUGGCAAUGAUAAUACAGUAGUCAUAUGGGACACAAGAACAUCUAUGCCACAAUUUGUUAAAAGAACACAUAAUGCAGCUGUUAAAGCAUUGAGUUGGUGUCCAUAUAUUCCAAAUCUUCUUGCUACUGGUGGUGGUCAAACUGAUAGACACAUUCAUUUCUGGCAUACUACAACCGGAGCAAAAGUUGGAUCUAUUAAUACAGGUUCACAGGUUUCAUCUUUACAUUGGGGCCAAAGUUAUGGAAAUUCCACAACCACUCCAUCACCUCCACCAACAACAACAUCAUCAUCGUCAACAUCGUCAUCAUCAUCGGGAAUGAGUCGUGAAAUUGUAGCCACUGGUGGUAACCCUGAAAAUGCAAUUUCAGUAUUCAACUAUGAUACAAAAUUCAAAGUAGCAGAAAUUGAACAUGCUCACGAAUCAAGAAUAUGUUGUUCUCAAUUAUCUCCUGAUGGUACAACUAUUGCCACAGUAGGUGGUGAUGAAAACUUAAAAUUUUAUAAGGUAUUUGAACCAAGAAGAAAAUUUCAAAGAAGAACUAAAAACAUCGUCGAUACAGAAGACUUACUUGGAUUAUUCAGUCAUAAUAAUGAUGACGAUGUUCAAUUAUCUACACAAGAAGACAUGUUAAAUGAGAAUUCUAGCAUCAGCAAUCCAACAAACACUAGUUCUACAACAAGAAUCACUUCCAGAAAAACAAGUGACUACCUAAUAAGAUGA
Messenger RNA from Vanderwaltozyma polyspora DSM 70294, 1911 nucleotides. RefSeq names its product ubiquitin-protein transferase activating protein CDC20 (gene CDC20). Gene Ontology annotation, molecular function: protein binding; ubiquitin ligase activator activity; anaphase-promoting complex binding. Lineage: Eukaryota; Fungi; Ascomycota; Saccharomycetes; Saccharomycetales; Saccharomycetaceae. Gene Ontology annotation, cellular component: anaphase-promoting complex. The transcript has a single exon. Gene Ontology annotation, biological process: positive regulation of anaphase-promoting complex-dependent catabolic process; anaphase-promoting complex-dependent catabolic process; positive regulation of ubiquitin protein ligase activity. Bases 1 to 1911 code for a protein of 636 amino acids. The record is from RefSeq and is a predicted model, not a curated record.